AUGAGUGAAGAUCAGAAGUUGGCUGUAGAUUCUCAAGUAAUUCCAUAUCAACAGCAUCCAUCGAUAUUUCCAUCUAUUCGCUACGCCGAACCAUCCGUUGCUCACGGACAUCCUUCUCUUCCAAUGCCUAAUAUAUUACCUCAUG
Messenger RNA from Paraglomus brasilianum, 145 nucleotides. The record is from the annotation of a GenBank genome assembly. NCBI's taxonomy places the organism in Eukaryota, Fungi, Glomeromycota, Glomeromycetes, Paraglomerales, Paraglomeraceae.